CUGAAAACGCCCGAGUCCCGCGCGACCGCGGUCAUGUCGCUGGCGGACGAGUUCGGCGCCGGGCCAUCGUCGCGGCCUUACGCGGCCGGGCUGUACGCGGCGUACCAGAGCGGAGGGCCGGCCGGCGGCGCCCUGGGCGCCGAGGGCGAGCCAUCCGCCUUCCGGCCCGUGAUGGCCGGCCGCACCGCCGCCAAGCCGGCGCAGCACCCGAGCGCCGCGCCCGGCAACAAGUUCGCCGAGUACCCGGGCCUGGUGGGCCCGUUCGGCGGGCCGGCGCUGAUGGGCCCGUUCGGCGGCCCGUCGCCGGUGCUCGGGCCACUGCCGCUCGGCUCGCUCACGUCGCACAUUCUGCCGGGCGUGUUCGACCGGCGCUACGUGCGCAUCCCGGGCCGCGCCAGCCGGCCGCGAAAGCAGUUCAUCUGCAAGUUCUGCAACCGGCAGUUCAGCAAGAGCUACAACCUGCUGAUCCACGAGCGCACGCACACGGACGAGCGGCCGUACCCGUGCGACAUCUGCGGCAAGGCGUUCCGGCGCCAGGACCACCUGCGCGAUCACAAGUACAUCCACAGCAAGGAGAAACCCUUCCGAUGUUCAGAGUGCGGCAAGGGCUUCUGUCAGUCGAGAACUCUCGCUGUGCACAAGAUCCUACACUUGGAGGAGUCGCCCCACAAGUGCCCUACGUGCGGCAAGUCCUUCAACCAGCGAUCCAACCUGAAGACCCAUCUGCUGACUCACACGGACCUAAAGCCGUACGAGUGCCAGGUUUGCGGCAAAGUUUUCAGGCGCAACUGUGACCUUCGCCGCCACUCUCUGACCCACUCGCUGGGCGACGCCGGGCUGGCCGAGGAGGCGCCGGCCGGGCCGAGCACGAUGGCCGCGCCGGCCGCCGGCCCCAGCCGCCGGCCCGCCUCGCCCGCGCCCGACGACGACGACGACGACGAGGCGCCGGCCGAGGACGAGUGCAGUGACGUGGACGUGGUGGGCUCGUCCGGCGACGAGCACCCGCCGCUGGGCGCUGUGAUAGGCGCCGCGGCGCGCGCGCGACCCUCGCGCGACGCCGUCAUCCGGGACGGCGCCCACGUCAGCGUGCCGCCGAUGCGACCGGCGCGGCCGGCGCCCACCAACCGGCCCACCGGCUUCAGCAUAGAGGACAUCAUGAAGCGAUGAGCGCAGCGGCGACGUGCGGCGGUGCCGCUUCGUCGGCGAGGACCGCGCCCAUUCGGUGAUACCUGCGCGCGGGUGGGCGCCAGUUGUAGUGGUGCCGCCUGACGCCAGGCCGCUCCAGUGAUACCUGACUGCCCCGGGCGGGCACGACAUCUCUUGCUGCUGUGCUGGUGGUGUUUAGGGCGGGGUACGGGCAUCGGCGCCCGCCUCGUCCCUGGUCGGGACUGGCCGGCGCUCCGGGCUCCGCGACCGGCGCCGAGCGGCGACCGGCGAGCCCGCGGGGCGCGCGUGGCUGUGGAUGCUCGCGGCGUGUGUCUGUGAUGAUCUGAGUGGGUGCGGGACGAGUGACCGCCGGCCGGGCCGGGAGCCCGGGCCGAUGACUGCUGCUCGGGCACCGCCGUCGCCGGGCGGCGCGCUGCGUCAGGCCGGAGGGCCGCUGGUGGAGACGCUCGGGCGGGUGGGACCCCGGGACGCUGGCCCUCCAGCUGCCAGCUGGUCCCGGCUCGAGGGGGAUGAUCUCCGGUUGAUAUUGCUCGAGGGCCGAAUGCCUCCGCCGUGCCGUCGUGGACGGGCGGCGGAGGAGAGCUGGCGCCGGCGACACGGCUGUGUCAGCCCUGCUGUCGGCUCCGCUUAACGUUUGUCGUUUGAGAAUGCCACGCGUAGGCUGUUGUGCGUCUGUGGGACUGCCGGUUAUUGUUAGUGUGACUUAUUUUAAUAAGUGAUUAUCAGUGAUGAUGUUCUGAUAUCAGGCCACAGUGCUGGCAAGGCUGCGCUUUCUGUUUGGUUUCCCACAUAAAUAUUUAGCUGCGUUUGCUUCUGACGGUGCCAAAAACGUCAUGCUAAUACGUACUGGGUAUUUGUUUGCCUGUGACGGUUGGAUAUCUCUAUAUAACUGCCUGGGCGAACUGGGCCAUAAACGAUGCGUCAACUGGCGAUUGUAAAUAAACUUAGCUGACUGUC
Messenger RNA from Pollicipes pollicipes, 2124 nucleotides. RefSeq names its product protein bowel. The transcript is spliced from 4 exons. Gene Ontology annotation, cellular component: nucleus. The record is from RefSeq and is a predicted model, not a curated record. Gene Ontology annotation, biological process: embryo development; regulation of transcription by RNA polymerase II. Bases 34 to 1167 code for a protein of 377 amino acids. Lineage: Eukaryota; Metazoa; Arthropoda; Thecostraca; Pollicipedomorpha; Pollicipedidae. Gene Ontology annotation, molecular function: RNA polymerase II transcription regulatory region sequence-specific DNA binding; DNA-binding transcription factor activity, RNA polymerase II-specific.